Messenger RNA from Postia placenta MAD-698-R-SB12, 1800 nucleotides. RefSeq lists its product as hypothetical. The transcript has 2 exons. The record is from RefSeq and is a predicted model, not a curated record. Lineage: Eukaryota; Fungi; Basidiomycota; Agaricomycetes; Polyporales; Adustoporiaceae. The coding region runs from base 1 to 1800 and encodes 599 amino acids.
AUGUUUCUCUUCAUCUCCGCGUUCGGCAUGACGUCACUCUACCGAUGGACUUGGCAAGAAUUUGCCGCUUUCGGGUUUCCGAAAACGUCUCCAGUAGUCACCCGCUCGCAAGCGCGUGAGGCUGCUAGCCGCAGCGCCGCUGAGAACCUCGACAGCUCCUCUAGAACGCAAUCGACUCCCUCUCCAACAAUCCCUGGUGACUUCGACCGCGACGAAGAAGACGAGAUAGACCAAGAACUCCGGGACGACUUCAACGAAGAACCAAUCCCUUCGACCGCCGAAGAACGCACUUCGUCCCCCGAGCUUCUAGGCCUCACUACUUCCGACUACGACAUUUCGACUCCUGAUCUUUUCGAACGAUCCAGUUCUUCGCCCAAACCCGAGUAUCCCAUCCCAUCUACUUCGAAUCUCGUACUUCCGGCUCCGUCGUCUUUUUGCGCCCACGCUCAGCCGCCCAUCGCAUCCUCUUCGCGACUCUCAGUCAUACCUACAUCCGACCUGGCACCUCCGCCACCAUUAGCACCUUCGAAUGCAGCUUCGAACUCCAACCCCACACCGCCUGCUCCUACGAUUCCUUCGACUACUACCACGUCCUCUUCGAGCCCAGCUCCUACUACCACUACAAACAUGAGUCAGAACACGAACACACCAUUGAUGCCCCCGCGCGGUCAUUCGACGGCACCAAGCUUCGACCCGUCGGAAGUCCGCUCGCUUCGGCGUUACUUCCAGGACCUCGAGGCGUUGUUCACCCGGUGUCAGAUUACCGACGAAGCAGCCAAGAAACAGUGGGCCGUUCGGUAUCCUUCGAUCGACGUCGCCGACUUAUGGGAAACCAUCGAGUCCUUCAUCGACGUAGCCAAAAGCUACAACGACUGGAAAGCCGACGUACGAGCACUCUAUCCUGGCGCCGACGAUACAAGAAAGUGGUCGCUGGCAGACAUGGAUCAGCUCAUCGGAGAACACGCUCGUAUCGGGAUUCACAACGCGGCAGACCUAGGCUGCUAUUACCGCGACUUCAUGGCCAUUACGAAACAUCUCAUCGCACAGCACCGGCUCUCUACUAUCGAGCAAAGUCGCGCAUUUCUUCGAGGUUUCCAGCCAGCGUUGCUCACACGGCUCGAGACCCGACUGCAUCUCAAGCAUCCCGAUCACUACGCCGACGACCCGUACACCAUGGCAGAGAUUCACGCGGCGGCUACGUUCAUCUUACACGGUACAUCGAGCACACCUACGACAGCGGCUAACCAAGCUACCGCUUCGACGUCGAACACUUCGACAACGGUGCCCCCCGGGAUGAUCAAAACCGAAGACAUCUCGAUGAUCAUCGAAAGCCUGUCGAGAACGAUCACAACACUCAUUCAGCCGACGACACACGCUACGCACAACCACGCCCCCGCACCGAGACAACAAGCUGCUGUCCACGUCCACGAGAACAGCGGAGUUGAACAGACGUGCCACUACUGCGGCAAUCGUGGCUGCAGGGUAGGCACCUGUGAGUUCGCGGAGAUCGACAUCCGGGACGGCAAGUGCAAGCGUAACACCAAAGGAAAGAUCGUCCUUCCAAACGGAAGCUUCUGCCCCCGCACUAUCCCUGGUCUCACGAUACGGGAUCGAAUCUAUGAGUGGCAUAGAAGAAAUCCCGCAGCACCCGCCGCUCCGAUGAUGCUCUUCGAGAUCGACGAUCACUCGACUAUGCAGACCUUCACGCUCAACACCAGCAGCAGGAUUGAGGCGCUCGAGCGAGAACUCCUUCAGCUUCAGAAGCGCAGGGAGGUCUUCGACGGCGUCGAGAUUCUAUAG